AUGAAAAAAGACAACCGGACCUGUUUGACAGAGAUUGUCCUGCUAGGUUUCUCAGAUCUCCAGACCAUGCGAGAACUUCUGUUUUGUCUGGUUCUAAUGUUCUACUUCAUGACCUUGAUGGGCAACAGCCUGAUUUUGAUCCUCACCGUUCUCAAUCCUACCCUUCACACUCCAAUGUACUUCUUCCUCUGGAACUUGUCCUUUUUGGAAAUUGGCUACACCACGACCAUCAGCCCAAAUAUGCUAAUGAAAUUACUAUCAGAGAAGCAGACGAUAUCCUUUUGGGGCUGUGGAUGUCAAAUGUCUUUCUUCAUUCUCUUUGCUACCACCGAGUGUUGUCUUCUUUGUGUCAUGGCGUAUGACCGCUAUGUUGCCAUUUGCAAACCCUUGCAAUAUCCGUAUAUCAUGAACUUCAGGGAAUGUGCUAACCUUGCUGGUGCCUCAUGGGCCAUUGGUGUUUUCAUAGGUUUGGGGCAAUCUAUUUCAAUCUUCACCCUUCCCUUCUGUGGGUCAAAUAGAAUCAGCCAUUUCUUCUGUGAUGUUUUGCCAGUUCUGAGAGUAGCUUCCACCAAUACCUACAAAAAUGAAGUGGCUAUUGCCACACUAUCAGUUCUAGUUAUCCUGGUACCCUUUUUGCUCAUCCUUUUUUCCUACAUCCUCAUCAUCUCCACUAUUCUCACAAUGCCGGUGGCCCAGAACAG
Python bivittatus (Burmese python) is the source of this 701-nucleotide messenger RNA. Its product is annotated as olfactory receptor 10AG1-like. NCBI's taxonomy places the organism in Eukaryota, Metazoa, Chordata, Lepidosauria, Squamata, Pythonidae. Gene Ontology annotation, biological process: G protein-coupled receptor signaling pathway. The record is from RefSeq and is a predicted model, not a curated record. Gene Ontology annotation, cellular component: membrane. Gene Ontology annotation, molecular function: G protein-coupled receptor activity; olfactory receptor activity.